CAUCUUGGGUGCCUGGGCAGCAGCUCCUGAGGGCAGGCUUGCGGUGGGGGGGGGAGCCUCCUGGAGGUAUCCUGGCCUUCCUCGCAGGGUGGUUGCUGGACAGGAGGUCAGAAGGAGAGCUCGGCUGCAGCAGCUGGAAGAACACAAAAGCUCUGAGGUGGCCGCCGCAGAUGCCUGAACAGCAGCAGCAGCACCAUGUCGCACGAGAAGAGCUUCCUGGUGUCCGGCGAACCCUUCCCUGGCCAACAGCCUCCCGUCCCCCCUGGCUACGCCCAGCCUCCCUACCCAGUGGCCCCCUACCCACAGCUGCAGUUCCAGCCUACUGUCUAUGGCAAGACGGAUCUCCCUCCGGGAGCCUACCCACGGGUCCAAUACCCAGCCUCAGCACCGUAUCCAGAAGGCCACAAUCCAGAGGGUCCCUAUCCUCAGGCACAGUACCCACAAGGGCCCUAUCUGAAGAACCCCAACAUGGAAGUCAUUGUGGUCCACGGAGCACCGCUGCCCGGCAACGGACCGCCCUCCUACUACGAGAACCAGGAGUUCCCCACCACCUACUGGGAUGAUAAAAGCUGCCGCCAGUCCUUCAUCCGCAAGGUCUUCCUGGUGCUGAGCGCCCAGCUGAGUGUGACCCUGGCCAUUGUGAUCGUCUUCAGCUUUGUGAAGGAGGUGAAGAUGUUUGUGCGGAGCCACAUCUGGAUCUUGUAUGCCUCCAUUAUCGUCUAUCUCGUGACUUCCCUCACCCUCAUUUGCUGCCGGCAGUUCCAGCGAAAGCACCCCUGGAACCUCAUUGCCUUGUCCCUCCUGACGCUCAGCCUCUCCUACCUGAUGGGCAUGCUGGCCGGCUUCUACCGCACCAACACGGUCCUCAUGGCGGUGGGCAUCACUGUCGCCGUCUGCUUCUCCGUGGUGAUCUUCUCCAUGCAGACCAAGCUGGACUUCACCCAGUGCUGGGGGCUGCUCUUUGUCGCUGUGGUGGUCCUGAUCCUCUUCUCCAUCCUUUGCAUGUUUGUCCGGAGCCGCAUCCUGGAUAUUAUCUAUGCCUCCCUCGGAGCCCUCAUCUUCACCUGCUUCUUGGCCUUUGACACCCAGCUGCUCCUGGGCAACAAGGAACUGGCCCUCAGCCCGGAGGAGUACAUCUUUGCCGCCCUCAUCCUGUACUUGGACAUUGUUCAGAUUUUCCAGUUCAUCUUGCAGCUCUGUGGCAAUAGAUAGGCUUGCCUCCUCA
This is a messenger RNA of Hemicordylus capensis (graceful crag lizard), 1225 nucleotides long. RefSeq names its product protein lifeguard 1-like. Gene Ontology annotation, biological process: negative regulation of apoptotic signaling pathway. Gene Ontology annotation, cellular component: endoplasmic reticulum; Golgi apparatus; membrane. Bases 196 to 1212 code for a protein of 338 amino acids. The transcript is spliced from 7 exons. The record is from RefSeq and is a predicted model, not a curated record. Lineage: Eukaryota; Metazoa; Chordata; Lepidosauria; Squamata; Cordylidae.